Morus notabilis is the source of this 511-nucleotide messenger RNA. RefSeq lists its product as uncharacterized. Lineage: Eukaryota; Viridiplantae; Streptophyta; Magnoliopsida; Rosales; Moraceae. The record is from RefSeq and is a predicted model, not a curated record. The annotation marks the transcript as partial. The transcript is spliced from 4 exons.
CCCCGCGUCCCAGCUUGAGCUUCCUUCCACAAUUCACUCCUCUUUCUUCCCCAUUCCCAUACUAGAGUCUUCUCCUUUCUCUUCUUCUGCUCAACGGUGGGAUCGAAACCCUAGCCACACCACACCAGAGAACGAUGGGAAACUUGUUGAACAAGCAACCACCACCGCCAAUGGUGCUCGUUCCUCCUCUCUUCGACUUCCCUCCUCUCGCCGCCCGUACUAGGAUGUUGGAGUCAUCUUAUAAUAUGUUGUUCGGAAAGCUUGCUUUGAAGUGCCUCUUUGAGGAUUAUUUUGAAGAAGCAAAUCAUUUCAGGACAAUGAUCAUGCUUAAGCCAAUCGAUGAUCCAAAUGUCGAUUUAAUCGCAACCGUUUCGGGUCCGUUUGAUCACAAACCGGAUGACUCAGACUCAGACUCAGAGGAGGAUACAGUUAAAAAUGCACUUUUCCGUUGGCAAAGUGACGUUUAUGAUCCUCAUACAUUUGUUGACCUUUUCGUGUCGAGCUCUAAUCC